GCAGAUGUUGGUUCAGCGUCUGUCCGAGGUGAAGUGCUUGCUCUUCUCGAAGGAGCUGAGUUACACAAACAACACCACAUGCAUGUUGAGGCAGUACCGAGCCUUGAAUGAAAAUGAACGUGCACAACCCGCGCCAAGUACCAGGAAACAUGCUGUGGAUCAGGCUUCGGUUGCCAUGGUUGUGAAGGAUUCCCAGCCUUUCACACUGGUGGAAGAUCAGGGAUUUAGGAGCCUCCUGGAUCUCCUCGAGCCUACCUAUAUUAUUCCAACUAGACAGGCUCUAAAGGCAAUGGUCGAGGAGAGAUUCCAUGCCGAAAUGCAGAAGGCAAAAGAAGAGGUCCAGAAAGCUAAAGCUUGCAGUCUGACUGCAGACAUGUGGACCUCUAUGGACAUGGAGGCCUAUCUUGGUGUGACGUGUCACUUUAUUACUGAGGAGGACACUCUGAACACCAUCCUGCUGGGAGUGGAACACUUUCCACAGAGCCACACAGCAGAGAACUUAGCCCAGGCAAAGACAAAAAUUAUGGCAGAAUGGGGAAUAAAAGAUUAG
This is a messenger RNA of Synchiropus splendidus (mandarinfish), 550 nucleotides long. RefSeq lists its product as uncharacterized. The coding region runs from base 5 to 550 and encodes 181 amino acids. NCBI's taxonomy places the organism in Eukaryota, Metazoa, Chordata, Actinopteri, Syngnathiformes, Callionymidae. The transcript has 4 exons. The record is from RefSeq and is a predicted model, not a curated record.